CUGUGUCGUGUCAUCAUGAGCUGAACAGACAUCUGAACUCCGGGACUCACAGAAGAGAGACAGAAGCCAAGAAGAAAACUUCACUGAGGUGUGGAAAAGAAGCGCAUUUCAACAGUAUGGGCUCUGGUCAGAGCAGCGAAAAAGUCUACUGCAACCGCUACCUGAACGGAAAGGGUCCUCCAUCACUGGAACAACAAGCUAAGGAAGGGCUGAAUGGGAUCCCCAGAGGAGUGACUGGCUGCCAGCCACAGGGCCAGAUGACCUGGGUGAUCCUCCACAGAGACCUGCCGGGAUUCCCUGACGACAACACCGUGCAGAUCAACUACAUAUUCCCAGAUGGAAUACAGACAGAGAAACAUCCCCACCCGGGCAACCCUUACGCAGGGCUGCGGCUCUGUGCUUACCUGCCAGACAACCGUGAGGGCAAGAGGGUUCUAAAGCUGCUGGAGAAGGCCUUCAACCAGCAGCUCUUGUUUACUGUCACCACCAACAAAGAUGGAAAGGACACGGUCACUACAGCUUCCGUCCCCCUAAAAACACAUCCAGAUGGAGGGAACAAAGUUGAUGGCUACCCAGAUUCCGACUACCUGAAAACUGUGAGAAAGCUACUGAGGGAUAAAGGCAUUGAAUAACACACAACACACAGCGCUGGAUGGACAGAUGAAGGCAAAAACUGUGCUGAGAACCUGUGCUGUCCAUGGUUGUUGUUGUCAAUGUGUAAUCUGUGUAUUAUUACAUUAUUGCAGUUCUUAUUCUUGAAAUUAAUUUAUUAUAACAUGUAUUGUCAAUAGUAUAAAGUGAUUAUUUUACUGUAUCAUUACAAAAAAGUUUUUUUUUUUGAAUUCAGAAUAUGGAGUCAUAUUAUUGUAUUUAUAGGGCAAAAUAAUAGUACUGUAUGUAGUAAGUAGUAGUGCCUGUAUAAGUGAAGUGAAUAUUACAUUUAUUCUUAAGUAGUACAGUGAACAAUCUAAACUCUAAUUAUGAUACAGACACUUACGUUUUUACAAUCCAUUUGUUGUGUAAGAUUUCAUCAUACAUUAUGACAGAAUGUCAAGCUUCAGGUCAUGAAUAGGGUUUAAGUAUAAUGCUCAAUUAAAUGAUUAUUUAAGUAAUACUAAACUUAUUAUGUUUCUUUAAUUCAUCACAAUCUUGUUCUGUCUUUUUCCAAUUUUUUGUUUAAUAGAUCAAAAUCAGAAAACGGUAACUUCACUCGUAUCAGUGUUUAGGUGCCAUCCAGUCUUAGAUAGCAGGCAGUGCAGGGAAUCCAAAUGUUUAAAAUGUUCAGGAAUAAAUGAGACCGACAACUAGA
Molecule: messenger RNA, 1309 nt
Organism: Perca fluviatilis (European perch)
Lineage: Eukaryota; Metazoa; Chordata; Actinopteri; Perciformes; Percidae
Gene: dtx3la
Product: deltex E3 ubiquitin ligase 3L1
Exons: 5
Coding region: 117-632 (171 amino acids)
Biological process (GO): protein ubiquitination; Notch signaling pathway
Source: RefSeq, a predicted model, not a curated record